Molecule: messenger RNA, 2275 nt
Organism: Pteronotus mesoamericanus
Lineage: Eukaryota; Metazoa; Chordata; Mammalia; Chiroptera; Mormoopidae
Product: zinc finger protein 182
Exons: 6
Coding region: 407-2275 (622 amino acids)
Biological process (GO): regulation of DNA-templated transcription
Source: RefSeq, a predicted model, not a curated record
GGCCGCGUGUUGACUAUUGGCGGACACGGGCUCCGAGCUCCAACUGAGCGUGCGCGCACACGCGGCCCCUGCAACCCUGUAGGCUGCGGUGCCGGAGUUGGUUUCGAAGCGGAAGUGUAUCUUGGGGCUAGUUCUUGUAACGGUCUCCUCUGCAGCGAGCAGAAAAUCUGUUGUCGAGAGAGAGAAAGAGAGCACAGUGACCUGCACAAAGGGUUCAAAGCACCCUUCAGGCCCCUCCUUAGGUGUGCCCCUUCUCUCCCCUUGCCCAAGCCCCGAGGUAGGGGCGUCAGUGUUCCAGUUGAAGUGACUCUACACCCGAAGGCUUCCUUCUGGCUCCUGGGCAAGACGGCCCCAGUGAGCUCAGGCCGUCACACAUCUAUCUGCCUUUUCCCAAGAAGAGCAGGAAAUGGCUGAAGCCCAGGGACUCGUGACAUUUGAAGAUGUGGCUGUGGAUUUCACUCAGGAGGAGAGGCAGUACCUGAACCCUCUACAGAGGACCCUGUACAGGGACGUGAUGCUGGAGACCUACAGCAACCUGGUCUCUGUGGCAGGGCAUCAGGCUACCAAGCCAGAACUCAUCCUCAAAUUGGAGGUAGAGGAGCCAUACCUGGCAGAAGGGAAAAUCCCAGUUUGGAGCUUUCCAGAAGCCUGCCAAGUUGAUGAACAGAUUGAGAGACAGCACCAGGAUGACAAAGAUAAAUGUUUGUUGAUGCAAGUUGGAUUCCCUGACAAGAAAACAAUUACCACCAAUGGUAACGAUGACUAUAAUGAAUUUGGAAACACACUUUAUCUGAGUACAAACCUUGCUGCUUCAAUACAAAGACCCCAUAAACACGAACCAUUUGGAAAUAAUAUGGUAGACAAUUUAGACUUGUUUAGUAGAAGCUCUUCAGUAAAGAAACAUGAUAAUGGAUGUACAAAAUUAUUAUUCCAUACCGAAUAUGAGAAAACAACUCCUGGAGUGAAAACCUAUGGCUAUAAAGAGUGUGGGAAGACCCUCAGGCGAAAGAAAGGUCUUAGUCUACAUCAGAGAAUUAAAAAUGGAGAGAAACCCUUUGAGUGUACUGCAUGUAGGAAAACCUUCAGCAAGAAGUCACACCUCAUUGUACAUUGGAGAACUCAUACAGGAGAGAAACCCUUUGGAUGUACUGAAUGUGGAAAAGCCUUUAGCCAAAAAUCUCAACUCAUUAUACACCUGAGAACUCAUACAGGAGAGCGACCCUUUGAAUGUCCAGAAUGUGGAAAAGCCUUCAGAGAAAAGUCAACUGUCAUCAUACAUUACAGGACUCAUACAGGAGAGAAACCUUAUGAAUGUAAUGAAUGUGGAAAAGCCUUCACUCAGAAGUCAAACCUCAUUGUCCAUCAGAAAACCCACACAGGAGAGAAAACUUAUGAAUGCACUAAAUGUGGGGAAUCUUUCAUACAAAAGCUGGACCUAAUUAUACAUCAUAGUACCCAUACAGGAAAGAAACCCCAUGAAUGUAGUGAGUGUAAGAAAACUUUCAGUGAUAAGUCAACUCUCAUUAUACAUCAGAGAACUCAUACAGGAGAGAAACCUCAUAAAUGUACUGAAUGUGGGAAGUCUUUCAAUGAGAAGUCAACUCUCAUUGUGCAUCAGAGAACUCAUACAGGAGAGAAACCUUAUGAAUGUGAUGUGUGUGGGAAAACUUUCACCCAAAAGUCAAAUCUUGGUGUACAUCAGAGAACUCAUUCUGGAGAGAAACCAUUUGAAUGUAAUGAAUGUGAGAAAGCGUUUUCUCAGAAAUCCUAUCUCAUGCUACACCAGAGAGGUCAUACAGGAGAGAAGCCCUAUGAAUGCAAUGAGUGUGAAAAAGCAUUUUCCCAGAAAUCAUAUCUCAUUAUACAUCAAAGAACUCAUACAGAAGAAAAACCCUAUAAGUGUAAUGAAUGUGGCAAAGCCUUCAGAGAAAAGUCAAAGCUCAUCAUACAUCAGAGAAUUCACACAGGAGAGAAACCCUAUGAAUGUCCUGUAUGUUGGAAAGCUUUUAGCCAGAAGUCGCAGCUCAUAAUACAUCAGCGAACACACACAGGAGAGAAACCCUAUGCAUGCACUGAGUGUGGCAAAGCCUUUAGAGAAAAAUCAACAUUUACUGUACACCAAAGAACCCAUACUGGAGAGAAACCCUACAAGUGUACAGAAUGUGGGAAAGCUUUUACCCAAAAAUCAAACCUUAUUGUACAUCAGAGAACACAUACAGGAAAGAAAGCCCAUGGGAAAGGCCACACUCGGAAGUCAAAGCUCAUUGCACAUUAG